AUGAAGACUUCUACUUUGGCCGUAACUGUUUUCGCCAGCCUGGCUGCAGCUGCUUCUCCCUACUGGUACAUCACCGAGCUUCAAACUCUUGAUACCACUUCCACGACUCUGGAGAGCAGUCUUCAAUUUACAUUCGAAGAUGCAAGCACUUCGUUGACCACGAAAUGCUCAUAUGUCAACUCUCCGGGAUCUGGCCGCCCAGUCACCGUGUUGACAGCUACACCAUGCGAAAACCCGCAGGUGCAAUUUACCUAUAUCCAAACGAGCGCAAAGACUGGACAGAUUGCCAUCACUCUUCAGCAUCUCAAUGCUGCUGGCAAUCUCCAAGGAGAACAGCACGGAACCGGCAUCGCCGACCUCGCUUGCCACGCAGAUGAGGCCCAAAGUGGGACAGCCUGCUAUGCCCAGAAUACUGAGAUUAUUCCUGGGCCUGAGACUGGCGCUUAA
Trichoderma asperellum CBS 433.97 is the source of this 447-nucleotide messenger RNA. RefSeq lists its product as uncharacterized. Lineage: Eukaryota; Fungi; Ascomycota; Sordariomycetes; Hypocreales; Hypocreaceae. The record is from RefSeq and is a predicted model, not a curated record.